Phaeodactylum tricornutum CCAP 1055/1 is the source of this 1047-nucleotide messenger RNA. RefSeq lists its product with no specific name. The record is from RefSeq and is a predicted model, not a curated record. NCBI's taxonomy places the organism in Eukaryota, Bacillariophyta, Bacillariophyceae, Surirellales, Neidiaceae. Gene Ontology annotation, cellular component: beta-galactosidase complex. The annotation marks the transcript as partial. The transcript has 4 exons. Gene Ontology annotation, biological process: lactose catabolic process. Gene Ontology annotation, molecular function: beta-galactosidase activity.
GGGUCCUACGUGGAAGAUCAAGAUCAUUGGUGGAUGGCGGGCAUCCACCGCAGUGUCGAAAUUAUUCGACGCAAACCUAAGGCUGACAUCAUAGAUUACCAGAUCCAAGCCGACGCAUCAGGCCAUUUGGACGUGCACGUGGAGUGCCGACCCAAAAGUGGUCAGGAGGUUUCCCGAAGUAUCGUGCUGCGAUUAUACGACGACGAGCAAACUUCAGACGAUGGGAAUAUACGGUACGGCUCGUGCUUGCUGGAGACGAAACCGCUAUCGGUCGAUAUGUACGGUUCAUUUAACUUUGCGACAACCUUACAAAAUGCCAAACUGUGGUCGGCCGAGAUUCCGAAUCUGUACACCUUGACCAUUACGCUGUCGGUGGAAGGUCAGGUGGGACAGGUGGAGAGCGCUCGCAUCGGCUUUCGAACAGUCGAUAUUUCCAAUGGUCAAGUACACGUCAACGGCAAGGCAAUAACAAUUUGUGGUAUGAAUCGUCACGAGCAUGAUCCAGAUCACGGCAAGGUUGUAAGCUUGGAUCGCAUGAAGCAAGAUAUCGUCACACUCAAACAAAACAAUUUUAAUGCUGUGCGAACAAGCCACUAUCCCACACAUUCUUCGUUUUAUCGACUGUGCGAUUACUACGGAUUGUACGUGUGCGACGAGUCCAAUUUGGAGACGCACGGUAUGAAACCGAUGGGGCGAUUGGCUCACGAUUGGGGCUGGAAUAGCGCGUUCAUCUCUCGCAUUACGCGGUUAAUUCAUCGAGAUCGCAACCAUGCCUGUAUCAUCUUUUGGUCACUUGGCAAUGAAGCGGGCCGUGGGCGAAACCUUUCGAUGGCAAGGGAUCUCGUCCGGCAGCUCGACUCGUCUAGGCCUAUUUGCUACGAAAGUGGCGGUGCUUUAGCCGAAGGAACAGGUCGUACAGAGCUGACCGAUGUAAUUUGUACCAUGUAUCCCGUGGUCCCAAGGACUUUGGAAUUGGCCACAAGAGCGGACGAAGAUCGCCCAGUGAUUCUAUGCGAAUAUUCUCACGCCAUGGGAAAUUCAAACGGG